AAAUUCAAGGAAGCUGGAAUCUCAAAUACUGUCUCGCUGUGUGUUGCUCGUCAGACGACAGUGUACAGGUUUAUCAAUUAGAGCAAACUUUUGGGGCCUUGGGCUUUCUUCAUUUUCCAAGUUGGUCCAUCCUCCUCUGUCAGUACCUUUUCUUUUAAUCGCAGUGGUCUGCCCGGUCUCAAAGUUAAUGACGGUUGCUGACGGUGACUCUCUAGCGCUCAUCAUGCCUGUCCGAGCAGAGUGUUGCUGUACAACCGGCUCGGCCUGCCCAUCCUCGGCCUGUCUUGUCCCCCCUGCACCGAUAAACACCCACCAGCCGGGUGUAGCCACUUCCCUGUUGUAUAGCGGGUCACAGUUUCGCGGUUACCAGAGGAGCAAAGGCAAUUCCUACGACGUCGAGGUUGUUUUGCAGCAUGUGACUGUGGAGGACUCAUAUUUGUGUGGAUACCUGAAGAUCAAAGGCCUGACUGAGGAGUAUCCAACUCUUACAACAUUCUUUGCUGGUGAAAUCAUCAGCCGCAAAAGGCCUUUUUUAACUAGGAAGUGGGAUGCAGAUGAGGAUGUGGACAGAAAACACUGGGGAAAGUUCCAGGCUUUUUAUAAAUACGCCAAAAACUUUAACUCUGAUGAUUUUGAUUACAAUGCGCUGGAAAACAGUGAUUAUAUCUUCAUGAGGUGGAAGGAGCAGUUUCUAGUUCCAGACCACACCAUUAAAGACAUAAGUGGUGCGUCCUUCGCAGGCUUCUACUACAUUUGUUUUCAGAAGUCUACAGCCACUAUUGAGGGAUACUAUUAUCACAGGAGCUCAGAGUGGUACCAGUCUCUAAGCCUGAACCAUAUUCGGGAGCACAGUAUGCCCAUCUAUGAAUUUCGGUGACAUAAAGGAACGCUGUCUAAAGUUGGGGACAGUUCAUGCUGCUCUGUGCGUACUUGAGGCAGGAACAGUGGAGAGCCCUUUAAUGCCAGAACAUUGGAGGCGACCUCUUUUCCUCACUGGGGGAGAUUAAGUGGUCAAAUUGUCUUGUAAUGAACUGACAGAAAGAAAGCGCAGAUAAAGAGGGAGGAAGACGGAGAUCAGUGAGAUAUGUACAGUUUUGCUGCAGAGCUUAAGUUUGAAAUUUUAAUUUGUCCUUUUUCGGCCUGUUUUUAUUUCAAUUUUUUGCUAUCUGACGACCUUGCACUCUCAGAAUCUGUAUCCAUGUAAUUGGACAUCAACAUAGAUUCAUGCCUUUCAGUAAAGAGUUGCAAGGAAAUGAGUGACAAUUAUGAAAGAAAUUUUGUUCAGUAAAAGAUGAAUAUAUUUGUCUUAUGUUAAAUAUAAAUUAUCUUUGCAAGAUUGGUUUGAUUCCUUGUAGUGAUUACUUGUAGGUUUAUUGCCAAAAGAAUGCAGUGGAAGAAAGGGAGAGAAAGAGUUUACUUUUCGUACAAGAUCUAUGAGACAUGUAUGGUUAGCUGAUCACGGAUGGUGUGUAUUUUUCUUAUUUUAAAACAAUGUGCAAUUAGUUACUAAAACCCUCCAACGGGAUUUGACUUUGAGAGCAGGUAACUGACACUGCAGCUGCAGCUAAAGCAGAAAUCCUCAAUGUUGGAAAUGGCCUCAUCAAUAUUUUUAUUACAAGCCAAAGAUAAUUACCAGAAAGAAUUUGUCAUACCUGCAAAAUGUUUAUUAAAUCGCAAAUUCUGCUUUUAAGUUAGAAACAAAAGGUCUUAAUUUGUUUCAGAGGUUGUUUUUUUAAUUAUUAUAGACCAGUAGUUGAGGGUUCUGGGUGUUGAAAGUUUGUAUGGAACACAAAAACAGUGUUUUGAAUGUAAUAACCUUCAUACAGUAUCUUUUUGAGAAUAUAUAUAUAAAUAUAUAUAUAUAUAUAUAUAUAUAUUAUGCUUUUUCAUUCAUAAGAAAAACCUGUUGCCUUGCAAUUUUAAAUGACAUUUAUUUAAGACAAACAAUUGUGCUGAUAUUUUUAAUUAAUAUUUGUUUUUUUCAUCAUCUUGUUUGGAUUCUUAAAGGUUUUUCUGAACAGGGUUGAUGUAAAAGUUAUUUGUUAGAAAGUGCAUUUGGUUUCCCCUUGUUUUCCAUUGAUUAUAGACUUCCAGCACCUGUGGGGCUAAAGGGGUUGGCAUGGUGGGGGGUAUGUGGGGGCACAGGCCACUCCAGUAUAAGCAGUCAAAUUCUAACUAUGAUCUAUUGUUAACUGACUCUUAGCAGGGUAAAUCUUAAAUGUCCAAAUGCAAGUAAAGAUAGCAUGUAAUGUACUCGCUGAAUAUACACCCCUUCCGCGUGACAUGAACAUAUUUGCGCAGGCACAAACUUGUAUGCAUCUGUUGUCAGUUGUAUACAACAUAGCAGAGACAAGAAAUGGUUCUCAGUAAAAGAAAAGUAUGUUAAAAAAAAAAGUUUGGUUUGAGUAAAUCAUGUUUGAAUAGCUCUUCAGUGACCUCUGCAGCUAUAAAACAUGGCAUGGUAAGGAGUGCUGGACUAGGUAACAUCAAGAAGCUUAAGUUAAAAAUAAAUGCUUAUGGUAAUCAUGAUCUAUAAGAACAUGUUGACAAGAUGCAUCUGUAAACAUGCAUUUGAUCAAGAAUUUGAUCUGUUAUUUCUACAUCAGUAUCACUAAAUUCUUGAUCAUAAUGCAGCUUUUCUACAGGUUUAUCUUGCCAUUUGUCUACAUGGGCAAUAAUUUUUGUCCAGACUGGUAACAUUUUAUGAGAAUGUUGUAAUUCCAUUAAUUGAUGUAAUGACUGUGCUGAAGUAAUUUGGCCAAGAAACAAUAAACUGGUAAAACACCUGAUUGGGCUCAGAAAUGCUUUUCUAUCAUCAGUAAAGUAUCUUAAGUCUUUCUGAAAUAGUGAUACAGAGCAGGAUAAUCCUAAAUUAAAACAUAGUUAAUGAAGAAUUACUUUUGGGUGUUUGCUUUUACAAAGUUAAUUUACAUGAAAUGACCAAUUUAGUUGUAAUAAACAGUUAAUUAUUCUCUACAAUCCAGAUUUGAAUAUGCCGUCUGUUUCCCGAUCUGUGCCCCUGCCUGUCCCCUCAUCAGGAAGUUUCUAGACCCGCCCCUGGCAGUGUGAAAUCUGGAUUUGAUGGAUAGAUGUGGGAAAUGUUAGCACGAGUUUCUGUUGUUUUUUCCUGUUUUUAACUCAAGCAAAUGAAUAACUAUGUUAAAGGUUUUGAAAUUAUCUACUUCCCCCUUUUUUUCUUUGUUUUUUAAAG
Messenger RNA from Melanotaenia boesemani (Boeseman's rainbowfish), 3211 nucleotides. It is a transcript of the gene gid4, whose product is annotated as GID complex subunit 4 homolog. Gene Ontology annotation, biological process: protein targeting to vacuole; proteasome-mediated ubiquitin-dependent protein catabolic process; negative regulation of gluconeogenesis. The transcript is spliced from 6 exons. NCBI's taxonomy places the organism in Eukaryota, Metazoa, Chordata, Actinopteri, Atheriniformes, Melanotaeniidae. Bases 188 to 877 code for a protein of 229 amino acids. The record is from RefSeq and is a predicted model, not a curated record. Gene Ontology annotation, cellular component: GID complex; extrinsic component of membrane.